Molecule: messenger RNA, 4006 nt
Organism: Megalopta genalis
Lineage: Eukaryota; Metazoa; Arthropoda; Insecta; Hymenoptera; Halictidae
Gene: spin
Product: lysolipid transporter protein spinster
Biological process (GO): transmembrane transport
Cellular component (GO): membrane
Molecular function (GO): transmembrane transporter activity
Source: RefSeq, a predicted model, not a curated record
AACAAAGUGAAUAAACAAACGCUUCUCAAAGUUCACGAACGAUUUAAUUAAAUCCACUUGUCGCACGGAGUUGCAAAAACUAAUAAAAAAAACUGCGCAUUUGCAUAAGUAGUACGGACAAAAACACGUUCAGCGAUGCUAGCACCGGCGUAAACAAGAUAAAGAAACUUUCACGUUGCAAUGUUGCAUGGUUGCAACUGUAAGUUAAGGUGCAACGUGUACAACACGCAAAUGCUUUCUGCGCCGCAGUGUGUUGCCCUAACACAAACACGAACACGUAUAAUUACGUACCACGUACGAUAAGAUGCAUCGACGAUGUGACGUUGUCAGUUGUCAUGCCACCGAUAUAAGGAUUAUAAUUUGUAUGCACCCUGCACGAAUCGUGCAGUCAGCUUUGUUGAUCUAAAUGACGCGUUCAUGCGAUCUUUUCCGCGAGUGAUCUGUGCAGCGUGUCGAGUGUAGUGGGAUGUUCUCUUCUUGAUAAUAGUGUCCCGUUUACUUUUAAGGUUAUACCAUGGGACGAGUAGGUUAAGACGGUUUUAGAAAAAGGAAGAAAUCAGUGCCAAUGUAAAUAGCAUUUGGCAACCGACACGUAUCCACCGAGUCAUGGCCGAUGAUGCCAUCACGCCGCAUGUCGCCUCUUAUGAUUAUCUUAUGGUGAACGCAGAGAAUGCCCAAAACUCUUCCCGUGAAAGACGCAUAAAAAAAAGUACAAUGCCUUCAGAAUUCCGUUUGGUCAGCCGAAGUGACUGGAUCACAGUUGGCGUACUAUGCUUCGUGAAUUUAAUCAAUUAUAUGGAUCGUUUCACGAUCGCUGGUAUGUUGGACAACAUAAAGAACGACUUUAAAAUUCGCAAUGACGAAUCCGGAUUGCUGCAAACUGCAUUUAUUUUAAGCUACAUGGUGUUCGCUCCGCUGUUCGGGUACUUGGGAGAUCGGUACAACAGAAAGAUUAUAAUGAGCAGUGGUGUGUUCCUAUGGUGUUUGACAACAUUUAUUGGCUCCUAUAUGAAGUCAUUUGGAUGGUUUCUGAUGUUCAGGGCACUAGUAGGUAUUGGCGAAGCUAGUUAUUCGACCAUAGCCCCUACAAUAAUAAGUGACCUAUUUGUUAAAGAUAUGAGGUCUAAGAUGCUGGCAAUUUUCUAUUUUGCCAUACCAGUCGGAAGUGGACUGGGAUAUAUAGCAGGAGGUGAAACUGCAAGAGUUACCGGAGUGUGGCAAUGGGGUUUGAGGAUCACUCCUGCAUUGGGCAUAAUAGCAAUUAUUUUAUUACUUGUGUUAGUAAGAGACCCUAUCAGAGGGGAGAGAGAAGGUGGGGUUCAUUUGACGAGCACUGCAUGGUCCAGUGACAUCAAGGAAUUAUUAAAAAAUUCAAGCUUUAUGUAUUCUACCGCUGGAUUUACGUGUGUAGCUUUUGUAACUGGUGCACUGGCAUGGUGGGCUCCAACGUUCUUGCAGCUGGCAUUCGCAUUGCAUCCCAAUUCGAGUAACGUUGAUCCGGACGAUGUAUCAUUCAAAUUUGGAUUAAUAGGCAUGGCAUCCGGUCUAAUAGGAGUACCGUUAGGCUCGUUCAUAGCCCAGAAACUAAGGUUGCACUGGGCCCAUGCUGAUCCACUAAUUUGUGCUGUGGGACUUUUGAUCAGUGUACCGCUGCUGUUCUUUGCUACUGUUACUGCCAACACAAAUGCUGCUCUGUGUUACACGUUAAUAUUUUUUGGACAGUUAUCGUUGAACUUGAAUUGGUCUAUCGUAGCAGACAUACUCCUGUAUGUGGUGAUACCAACGAGGAGAUCCACUGCUGAAGCCUUCCAAAUACUUAUCGCGCAUGCCUUUGGGGAUGCAGGCAGCCCUUACCUUAUUGGUUUGUUGUCGGAAGGACUGAAAACGGUUCUUCUUCCAAGCUUGGCUGUGGCUCGUACGAUGAAGCCGCCACCGAUAGAUCCAUCGAUUAAUACCCUCGUCGAAUUUCGCAGCUUGCAAUACGCGUUGUUCAUGACGAUGUUCGUGGAGAUAAUCGGAAGCCUGUUCUUCUUUAUGACUGCAUUGCACAUACAGAAAGACAAGGCGAUAGUCGAUCUCACCAUAGCAGGUGAAAAUACGUCGGAUUCGACGUACAUAUGUAACGAGGAAACGGAAAUCGAGGCGCAGGAGGACCAGCAGAAACCAUGAUUGGGAAAUACCUAAGGUAUUUUGCCAUAACUAAUAAACUAAGCAAUAGAACGGGCUGCUGUUUUGUUUCUAUGAGAAAUAUUCUUUAACGCGAGAAUAGAUACGUUCGUAAUAAACAUCACAUCUCAAGUGACACCAGGAUUAAACUGUCCUAGAUAUAAAACAGGCAUGGUGGGGACAAAAUGAAUUUAAACAAUGUCAUUAAUUUCUAACAUCUUCGAAGACUCGCUUAUUAACACUUUGCUUACUGGUCGCUCAGCGAUCUUUUCAAAGAUCAAAAUUUCUCACCGGAGAAUCUAUUUUAGUCCGAGAUGAGAGGACGUUAAAAAGAUCCUAGGCUGCAUUUUGAAUAAAUUUUUAAGGAAUAAUGAAAUACCGAAUGAAGCGUUAGAACUGUACCACUUUGUAUAAUUUCAAAAAAAAUCCUUUUGUCAUAGUAUUCCACACACACAGAAAUCUUUGUUCGCAUAGGCGUUUAAAAUGUUCUUUUCUGUCGACAACACUCUCGUUGAAAAGUCUACCCGGCGUCCGGUAAUUGAAGUGUGAAAAAUGUACAGAAAUUAGUGGGUGUGCGAGGAUUCUGGAAUGCUGGGCAUUUUUUUUAACGACCAGUACGGAUUCCCGUAAGUAUGGUAAACCCGAGAUUCCUGACUUUUAAAAAUAUUUAUGACUUCCGGGUUUUUGGGAACGUGUUCAGGGUUUUCGCGCGCCUAGAAGCAACGCGCUCGUGCUUGCUGGAGGAUAUAUUUAAUUAGGUUUAACGUUAUUUAAUAAGCUAUAUAAUAGUACUUAUAAACGCUAUAUUUUUAUAGUAGAGUAUCUCUCCAACGAAAAUACGUUAUUCUUGUGUGGUAUGUAAAAUAAACAUUUCUUGAACGUGUCCUGUAACGAUACCGAAACUUUAUUAUAAACACUUGGUACUUACAGUGAAUUCAGGAUAACUUGAACUAUCUCUACGAGAUUUAGUACCGGAAUUGCGGAUCUUCUGGAUCUUUGAUCGUACGGCGAGAACUUCGAGCGAUUUUCAAUGUAUACAUUUGCGAUUUUUUUCGGGACCGGUGCUUCCGGCGUUAACAAGGUAAUUGCGUUACGCUAUUGCGUCGCUCCCGAAGAAUCAGUUCGUUGAAUAUGAACUUGUUGUACGCCGAGAUUGCGUUGGCAGUGUUAAUAUUUGAUGAAGAUAAGUCGCGCCUCGGUGUAACUCGUGGACAAUGCAAAACACGCGUAAAUAGAGCGAGGUGGAUCGUCGCAGAUAAAACAUAGUUUCCAGAGCGCUUUUUACUGCUGCGAUCGUUUUUUUUCUUCUUUUUUUGGGGAAGUCGGUGCUGAUAAAUAAAAGCGCGUCAGUUUUUCCUACUCUCCGAACACGUCGCGUUUCAUGAGUGUUUGCAGUGUAUUUUCGACAGUGAUUGUAGUGCGCUAUCGGUGAACAAAAUACGAGGAAACGGCCGAAUCUAACGAGCUCAAUUUUUCUGCAGGUAUUUGAGAUAGUAGCACGAAUUUUUAUAAGAUAUUUCGUUUAAAAUUGUGAAUGUUGUGUGUUUAUUGAAUUCUAAGACCUUGUCGCGAGAAAUGUGCCCAAUCGCGCGCAUCCAAUCCGGCUAUUGUAUAAAAUAGAUCCAAUCGAUAGAUUCUUUUAUCAAAAUUCAUGCUAUUACUUCGAUCGUUUGUAAACGCAUAUGUAAAAUUUCCGGUUUCUUGGCUCGGUCGUUUUCUUAAAAUCAAUUCCCUGGGUCGCUCCUUUAAGGGAUCAUCUUGCGCGUGUGUGUAUGUGUGUGGAAUUAAUUCGUAGGAAUUUGUUCCCCCGAGAAUAAUAAAGUUAAAGAAAAAUUUGGAA